UCUUUGCAGAAAUUUCGCUUCUGUGGUGAUGGUGAUUGUCCCGAUUGGGUAUUGGGUGAGAUAAUAUCUACCCUGUCCGUAUUGGAGGCUAACAAAUUAAAAACUUUAGCCGAUAUGGUGGCGAAAAAAAUAUUGGGACAUCCAUUUGAUGAAGAUGAAGUUAAGGCACUGACGUCAUCCGUCUCAGCCGAUGGUAAAACGGCCGUGGCAUGUAUACACUUCUUGUUGAACAAUGCGGCACGUCAUAAUGCCAGCGAAUUGGUAUUCAAUGAGGAAAUACAACAAUUGGGUCUGCCCAAGGAACAUGCAGCAGCAAUGUGUUCCGUAUUAACGGAACAUGCCACUGCGAUACGUCAACGUUUGAUUGAUAAGUCUUUCAAAAUUAACGAAUUGGAAUCGAUACGUGUUCUGCCACCCUCACCGGAUAGCAUUGAUUGUAGUCGUUUUGAAUUGAAAAUUUCACAAGAAUUAGUAAAUGGUUUGCCGCAGGACACCACACAUGUGCUGAGCAUAGACAAAGCCCAGUUACGGGUGAUGUUGGAAGAAUUGAAAUAUGCCAAAAGUAUUAUGAAAAAAUAUAAUAGUGCUGACAUAAAUAAAAUAUAA
This is a messenger RNA of Musca vetustissima, 606 nucleotides long. RefSeq names its product COMM domain-containing protein 4. The transcript has 3 exons. The record is from RefSeq and is a predicted model, not a curated record. The annotation marks the transcript as partial. Lineage: Eukaryota; Metazoa; Arthropoda; Insecta; Diptera; Muscidae.